UUUAUGUCCUAUUGCCUAACUUCCCCCUUUAACUUUUGUUUGUUAAAUCUCCAAACAGCUCUGCUUGUCUCAUUUGAUCAUUUUGGCAUGAUAUAAGAUCAGAAAGUGUAGAUGGCCGGUCUUGUCCCUCCAGAAUUGGAAUCCAUGGCUUCAGGUGAUUCAGAACUUAAACCAAAUGAAACUCAGGCAUCCAAAAGAAGGAAGGUUGUCGAGAGGACUGUGGUUACAGUGAAGGUCGGGGAAAAUGGUGGGAAGGUGAAGAACGAAGGGCCACCUUCGGAUUUAUGGUCGUGGAGGAAAUAUGGGCAAAAGCCUAUCAAAGGAUCUCCUUAUCCCAGGGGGUAUUACAGGUGCAGCACAUCAAAGGGUUGUUCGGCCAAGAAGCAAGUAGAAAGAUGCAAAACUGAUGCUUCGUUGCUUAUCAUCACUUACACCGCUAGCCAUAACCAUCCGGGCCCUGAUCUCGAAUCCGCCGACAUAAAACAGUCUCCGGAAGAACCCCAAAGCAACCGCGGUGACGAUUGUAAGCAAGAACAGGUGGUGGCGGAUGUUUCAGAACAAGAGCCAGAUGUACCGCAAAACGAAGGCAGCAAUGAAGAGGCAGGUGAAGAUCAUUUUCACUAUUUACAAUCCCCAUUUAAUGAAGAUUCUUUCAUCGGGAAUGUAGAGAAAACUCAUGACUCGCUGGGGUUUUUGUUGGAUGAAGAGCCAUUGUCUUGCCCUCGUAUAACGACAACCUCAACGCCGAAAUCAGAAGAGAAUGAUUUCUUCGAUGAGCUCGAAGAACUAUACCCAUAUCUUCAGCUUUCACAAGUUUCAUGAGAAGAUGAAGGAAUUCCUGUUGUCCAUUGUUGAAAUAUGAAGUGUUUCU
This is a messenger RNA of Hibiscus syriacus, 871 nucleotides long. RefSeq names its product probable WRKY transcription factor 35. The transcript is spliced from 3 exons. The record is from RefSeq and is a predicted model, not a curated record. NCBI's taxonomy places the organism in Eukaryota, Viridiplantae, Streptophyta, Magnoliopsida, Malvales, Malvaceae. Gene Ontology annotation, biological process: regulation of DNA-templated transcription. Gene Ontology annotation, molecular function: DNA-binding transcription factor activity; transcription cis-regulatory region binding. Gene Ontology annotation, cellular component: nucleus. The coding region runs from base 112 to 822 and encodes 236 amino acids.